Molecule: messenger RNA, 1896 nt
Organism: Melanaphis sacchari
Lineage: Eukaryota; Metazoa; Arthropoda; Insecta; Hemiptera; Aphididae
Gene: beta4GalT7
Product: xylosylprotein 4-beta-galactosyltransferase
Exons: 5
Coding region: 310-1218 (302 amino acids)
Biological process (GO): carbohydrate metabolic process; proteoglycan biosynthetic process
Molecular function (GO): xylosylprotein 4-beta-galactosyltransferase activity
Source: RefSeq, a predicted model, not a curated record
AUAAAUUAAAUAAAUAAAGGCUCUUUAAAUGUGUUAAGAAAAGAAAACAUUUUUAAUUGACAAUGAUCGAAGGAUUUAUUCCCGAAUAUUUCGAUUGGAUUAAAUGUACAUUCAGUAGAAUUGAAAUUUGACUAAUUUAUAUAAACGGUAUAUUAAUAAAAGUAAUUACAAUCGAAUACGUAAAAUAUAUUUCAAACACUUAAGGAUUUUCAUAUUAGCAAUGCAUCAUUCUCAAUGUUCUUUAACUUCUAACUGAAUUACGAUUGUUGUAAUAUAAUCUUUAAAAAAACCAAUAUUUAUUUAACAAUCAUGAUGUUUAAAGCAAAAAUCUUGUUAAUUGGAAUCAUACUCACUUUGGUAAUCACUCUAUUAUUAUCACUGUUAUAUGUGCGAGAAUUUGAGAAUGGCGGAAAUAUACGGUUAAAAGAACAGGCUUCUUCUGUGUUUAAGGGUAAUAAACUUGGUAUCAUAAUACCAUUUAAAGAUAGGUUUGAUGAGCUCUUAGAGUUUGUGCCACAUAUCCAUUCGUUCCUGAAAAAUCAAGAUGUACUCCAUGAAAUAUUUGUUAUCAACCAAGUUGAUCAGUACCGUUUUAACAGAGGUUCAUUGAUUAAUGCUGGGUUUAAAGAAAUAAUGUCCUCAUAUAGUAUGAUUGAUUAUAUAGCUAUGCAUGAUGUUGAUUUAUUACCUCUUAAUCCUGCACUUGAUUAUCAUUAUCCACCAACUGGUCAUGUUAACCACAUUGCUGCACCUCAUUUACAUCCACGAUACCAUUAUGCUUCAUUUGUGGGUGGUAUUCUACUUAUUACCAAAGAAGACUUUAUACAAAUUGAUGGCUUAAGUAACAAUUAUUGGGGUUGGGGUCUUGAAGAUGAUGAAUUCUAUUUACGUCUUAAAGAAGCCAAGAUAGGUAUUCAUAGGCCAGGGAAUUUAACAACAGGCAUAUCAAAUACAUUCAGACAUAAUCAUGAUCGAACUGUUAGAAAACGUGAUAUGACAAAAUGCUAUAACCAGCGUGAAGUAACAAGAAAACGUGAUAGACACACUGGAUUACAUAAUGUUAAUUAUUUUGUAAAAAAACAACAUGAAUUGCUCAUAGAUGGUGUACAUACAGUAGUGUUGGAUAUAGAAUUAAAGUGUAAUAAGACUUUAACUCCUUGGUGCUUAUGUUCAGAGUAUGGUAUAAAAAAUACUAAAAAUCUAAAAAAAGGCAAGUGAAUAUUUAAGGUACAAUGAUUUAGGUGAGUUUAAGAUUAAAUUUUACAGCUAUGAAUUAUAUUAUAAUGUUAAUAUUGCUCAGAUAGUACAAAUUUAAAUUUUAUUACUUUAAUACCAAACUUCACAAAUUUAUCAUGAAAACUUUAACAUUUAUAAUUUUAAAAAACAACAUCAAAUCUGAAUUAUGAAUAAACUUGCAUAUGAAAACAAAUAUAUUAUAUAGGACAAAUUUAAAUAAAGAAACCCGUGAAAUUGCCUACUAUAUUUGUUAUCUAAUUGAUAAAUUUUAAUAUUUUUAGCUUCCUUUAACUCGACACAUUUAGUAUGCACUGAUAUUUAUUACUUUUUAAUAUAUGAGGCAAUGUGUCCAACUAGAUAUUCCAGUUCCUGGACAGAAAAUAAUGAGUGUAUCAAGUUCCCUUGUAUAUAUUUACUAUACACUUUAACAAUUAACUUUUGAUGCAGUAAUUGUGUUUAAAUUAAAUAUUAGUAAAUAAAUAUACAUAAAUAUAAAAUUGACAUUACUAAUUGUUAAGAAUAAACUCUAGUACAAUGACGGAUUUAAUGUCACAGAAUAAUCAAUCUGGAACAUCGAGGGUAUAUCCAGAAUUUUUUUUUGAAGGGGGUCUUAAAACUGUAUAAUGUAUAUUGUAUAUUUACUGAAUUCAAGUUUUGACA